UACCGUACAACUUUUUUUGCUGAGAGCCACUCACGCCAGUUCUCUCCUCCACGAACUCCGAACCCAUCGGACGAGGUGACCUCACACACUUUGCUGGCCGAAAUUUCCUACGGUCACUUCUUUUCGUGUCGUGAACCAGGUGUUCCAUAUUUAACAUUCCUUUGACGGGAUUAGACGACCUGAAAAGAUCGCGGGCAUCCAGCCGGAGAUAAACAAGAUUCCUCCGCCAGAAACGACUCGAACCUUGAAACAAUAGCGAGUCAAAAUGGCGCCCAAGAAGAAAGGAGGCAACAAGAAGGGCGGCGACGACUGGGAGGCCGAGCUCGGCGAGAGCAUCGCCCCAGCCAACGCCACUGAAACCCCCGCCGCCGACGCCCCCGCCGAAGACGACGAGGCUUCCGCCGGUGGUGGUGGUCUCAUGAACCUGAUUCGCAAGAACAGGGAGAAGCGCAAGAAGAAGGGCUUCGUCGACGAAACUGCCGAUGACGACAAUGCCGCUACCGCCGACGCACUACCCGAGACCCUCACCCUGCCGGACCUCUCCGCCAAGCAGGCCGAGGAGGCGAACCUCGAGGACGAGUUUGCGCUGCCGGACAAGAAGGGCAAGGGCGGCAAGGGAAAGCAGCAGAAUCAGAAGGCGGCCGCGAAUGAUGAGGAGGGAGACGGGUCAGGGAGGGUGUUGACCAAGGCGGAGAAGGAGAAGCUGAAGAAGGAGAGGGAGAAGCAGCGGAAGAAGGAGCAGGCUGCCAAGAAGAAGGCCACUGGCCCAGCGAAGGCCGAGCCCGCGAAGGCCGCCGUCGAGGAGAAGAAGGCCGAGGCUCCCGCCGCCGCUCCCGCCGCCGAGACGGGUGGCAAGAAGAAGAAGCUCCCUCCCCACCUACUAGCCCUCCAGAAGCAGCAGGAGGAGCUCCGACGCCAGCAAGAGGAAGCAGAACGCCUGCGUGCUGAAGAAAAGGCCAGGAUAGAGGAGGAGUCGCGGCGCGAUGCCGAGGAGAUGAAGCGGAGGGAGGAGGAGAGGGCGCGCAAGAAGCAGAAGGAGAAGGAGCGCAUCGAUCAGCUCAAGCGCGAGGGCAAGUACAUGACCAAGGCCCAGAAGGAGGAGAAGGCCCGCAACGAGCGCAAGCUGCAGCAGAUGAUUGCGGCCGGCAUCAAGGUUGGCGGCCUCGAGGAGGGCGAGGAGGAGAAGGAGAAGGAGAAAGAGAAGGAAAAGAAGAAGGCGGAUGCGAGGAAGCGUGGCGGGCGGACGAAGGUUGACGAAGACAAAAUCCUGGAAGAGGCCGCUGAGCGUGCGAGGUUGCAGGCCGAGGCCGCCGCUAAGGAGGCUGAGGAGAAGGCUCGCCUCGAGCGGGAAGCUGCCGAGGCCGAGGCUGCCGCUAAGGCCGAAGCCGCCGCCGAGGAGAGCGUGGACGAGGACUGGGAGGCAGCUGCCGAGUCGGAGAAGGAGGACGUCAAAGACAGCUGGGAUGCCGAUACCGAGGACGAAGCCGAGAAAGCCGAAGCUGGCACUAAGGCAAAGGCUUUGCCCUCUCGACCAAAGCCCACAGACGAGUCGGAAGAGGAAGGAAGAAGGAAGCGGGCCGAACGCCGCGAGAAGGCUCACCAGGCCGCCCUGGCUGCGCGGUCAAAGGACAACCUGCGCUCGCCCAUCUGCGUCAUUCUUGGGCACGUCGAUACCGGCAAGACAAAGCUGCUUGACAAGAUUCGCCAGACCAACGUCCAAGAAGGCGAAGCCGGAGGUAUCACUCAGCAGAUUGGUGCCACUUAUUUCCCCGUCGAGGCCAUCAAGCAGAAGACGGCCGUUGUCAACGCCGAUGGCAAGUUCGAUUUCAAGGUGCCCGGUCUCCUGGUUAUCGAUACCCCCGGGCACGAGUCUUUCUCUAACCUGCGGUCUCGUGGUUCUUCGCUCUGCAACAUCGCCAUCCUGGUCGUCGAUAUCAUGCACGGUCUCGAGCCGCAAACACUCGAGUCGAUGAGAAUGCUGCGUGAGCGCAAGACACCCUUCAUUGUUGCCCUCAACAAGAUCGAUCGUCUUUACGGCUGGAAGAAGAUCGAUAACAACGGCUUCCAGGAGUCGUUGGCGCUGCAGAACAAGGCUGUACAGAACGAGUUCAAGAACCGCCUUGAGCAGACCAAGCUGGCUUUUGCCGAGCAGGGUUUCAACUCGGAGCUGUUCUACGAGAACAAGUCGAUGGCUAAGUUUGUGUCGUUGGUGCCCACCUCCGCCCAUACCGGCGAGGGUAUCCCCGACAUGCUCAAGCUCAUCAUUCACCUCACCCAAGAGAGGAUGGUGGGUUCGCUCAUGUAUCUGUCCGAAGUGCAGGCCACCGUCCUCGAAGUCAAGGCUAUCGAGGGUUUCGGCAUGACCAUCGAUGUCAUCCUGUCAAACGGUAUCCUUCGGGAAGGUGACCGCAUCAUCCUCUGCGGUACAGAAGGCGUCAUCAAGACGAACAUCAGGGCGCUGCUCACCCCUGCACCGCUCAAGGAACUCCGUCUCAAGUCGCAGUACGUGCACAACAAGGAGGUCAAGGCCGCGUUGGGUGUCAAGAUCAGCGCCCCGGGGCUCGAGGGUGCCAUCGCCGGUUCCCGGCUGCUCGUCCUCGGUCCUGAUGACGACGAGUCAGAUCUCGAGGACGAGGUUGAGUCCGAUCUCGCCAGCCUAUUCAGUCGAGUCGAGAAGUCCGGCCGUGGUGUCAGUGUACAGGCGUCGACGCUCGGUUCUCUCGAAGCCCUGCUGGACUUCCUUAAGAGCUGCAAGAUUCCCGUCGCCAACGUCGGCAUUGGGCCGGUCUUCAAACGCGACGUCAUGCAGUGCGGUACCAUGUUAGAGAAGGCCCCUGACUUUGCGGUCAUGCUCUGCUUCGAUGUCAAGGUCGACAAGGAAGCGCAGGCGUACGCCGAGGAACAGGGCAUCAAGAUCUUCACCGCGGACAUCAUCUACCACCUCUUCGACGCCUUCACGAAGCACAUCAACGAGCAGAACGAAAAGAAGAAGGAGGAGUCCAAGAUGCUGGCCGUCUUCCCCUGUGUGCUCAGUCCCGUGGCCGUGUUCAACAAGACCAGCCCUAUCGUCAUCGGUGUCGACGUCAUCGAGGGCUCCCUCAGGCUCAACACGCCCAUUUCCGUCAUCAAGCCGAACCCCACAACAGGCCUCAAGGAAAUCAUCAACCUCGGCAGAGUCACCUCCAUCGAGCGUGAGCACAAGCAGGUGCCCGUGUGCAAGAAGGGCCAGCCGUCGGUGGCGGUCAAGAUCGAGAUGGGCGGCCACCAGCCGACCUACGGCCGCCACCUCGAGGAGAAGGACAUGCUCUACUCGCAGAUCUCGCGCGCUAGCAUCGACUGCCUCAAGCAGUUCUACCGCGCCGACGUCACCAACGACGAGUGGCAGCUCAUCAUCAAGCUCAAGCCCAUGUUCGAUAUCCCGUAAGCUGGGUUGGGUUGGGGUGGAGGGUGUAGGGUUGUUGGUAGGGGAGGGGUAGUUAGUUACCUAGUCGUCGAGGCGUGGUUGGUUGGUUGGUUGAUGAUAGGUAGGUAGGUAAGUAGGGGGAGGGGAGGGGACAAAAAGGAGGAACAAAAAGCAGGGGAAUUUGUUUCCAGACUUUUUUGUCUGUUGUGGAGGAUAGGUAUGUGGUGCUAAAGUUUACCUCACUCUUAUUGCUGUACCAUCUUAGGCCCCAUGCAUUGCAUCAAUACAGCUAUGUCUUUGCCG
This is a messenger RNA of Chaetomium fimeti, 3706 nucleotides long. RefSeq lists its product as uncharacterized. The transcript has 5 exons. Gene Ontology annotation, cellular component: cytoplasm; mitochondrion. Gene Ontology annotation, biological process: translational initiation. Gene Ontology annotation, molecular function: GTPase activity; translation initiation factor activity; GTP binding. Bases 266 to 3424 code for a protein of 1052 amino acids. The record is from RefSeq and is a predicted model, not a curated record. Lineage: Eukaryota; Fungi; Ascomycota; Sordariomycetes; Sordariales; Chaetomiaceae.